AUGUCGGGUCACCAAUAUUUCGACGACAGCUCCAGUGCUCCCUCGUCACCCGAACUUCAGUCCACAGGCUCCUCCUCCAGCCUCUCAAGCCUUCAAUCUACAGCCUCUCCCAUUUCUCCACCCCUGGACAAUGCUGUCGCCGACUCCUUCGUCUUCGCUUUCGACAUUGACGGUGUCCUCGUCCGUGGUGGAAAGGCCAUCCCCGAGGCAAUCGAGGCCAUGAAGGUCCUCGACGGGCAGAAUGAGUACGGUGUCGCCAUCCCCCACAUCUUCCUUACCAAUGGUGGUGGUAAGACAGAAGAGGAGCGCUGCCGCGAUCUCUCCAAGCAGCUGGAGCGUGAUAUCAAGGUCGGUCAGUUCAUCUGCGGCCACACUCCCAUGAGGGAGAUGGCCGAGACUUACGGCACCGUCCUUGUCAUCGGUGGAGAGGGUGAGAAGUGCCGCCAAGUCGCUGAGGGCUACGGCUUCAAGGACGUUGUCACCCCUGGCGAUAUCAUCAAACACGACGCUGCCACCACUCCGUUCCGCAAGCUCACCGAGCAGGAGCACGCCAACUCUCGUGAGCGUGAUUUCAGCGAUGUCACCAUCGAUGCCGUCUUCGUCUUCGCCGACUCCCGCGACUGGGCCGGCGACAUCCAGAUCAUGCUUGACGUUGCCAUGUCCAAGGGUGGCCGCCUCGGCACCCGCUCUGAGACCUUCGACGAGGGUCCCCCCUUCUACUUCUCCCACAACGACGUCGUCUGGUCUGCUGCCCACGAGCACGUCCGUCUCGGUAUGGGCGCUCUCCGCCGCAUGUUCGAGGUUACGUUCAAGGAUAUCACCGGUGGUCAAGGCAAGCUCAACACGCACGCAUUCGGCAAGCCCCAGGUUUCCACCUUCGAGUUCGCUUCUCGCCUAAUGACCCAAUGGCGCAGCACUGAGCACGGUCUUGCCGCUCCCCCUUCCACCGUCUACUUCGUCGGUGACACUCCUGAGAGCGAUAUCCGCGGCACCAACGCUGUCAACGAGAAGGCUGACAACGACUGGUACUCCAUCCUCGUCAAGACUGGUGUAUACCAGGAGGGUACCGAGCCCGCCUACAAGCCUCGUGUCACUGUCACCAAUGUUCUCGACGCUGUCAACCACGGUCUCCACCGUGAGAUGAAGAAGAAGGGCAUGUCUGGCUUGAAGCAGGCGAUGCUCAAGACCACCGAUGUCACUGACAACGCCCGCAGCAUUCUCGACGAAGAGUGCGGCAUCCUGGUUUAA
Messenger RNA from Emericellopsis cladophorae, 1248 nucleotides. RefSeq names its product putative CDP-alcohol phosphatidyltransferase class-I family protein C22A12.08c-like protein. Lineage: Eukaryota; Fungi; Ascomycota; Sordariomycetes; Hypocreales; Bionectriaceae. Bases 1 to 1248 code for a protein of 415 amino acids. The record is from RefSeq and is a predicted model, not a curated record. Gene Ontology annotation, biological process: glycerophospholipid biosynthetic process. Gene Ontology annotation, cellular component: mitochondrion. The transcript is spliced from 2 exons.